AUGGCGCAUAUUUUGAAGUCUUUCUCCAGUCUAUCGGAUGACAGCGAGGAGGCCAGAGCCAGGUACCUCUACAGGCAGUGGGUGGGACUCGGUUUGACGGAUGUCCGUCUUUCCAAUCACACUGUUCUGCUUAGCCUGCCCGGUUCUACACCCAACACCAUCACUGACAGGUCUAGUCACCAGUGUUUCCUGCCAAACGGCAUCCCGUGCGACCAGCGUGGACCCAGUGACCUCCCGAAACAGCGCUUCUCCUACGCAGCCUACUCCACUGUUGGAAGUCUGCAGGGGGAGGUGGUGGAUGUCCAGUAUGGCAGUGUGGAUGACCUGAGGAGAGCCAAAGACCGCCUGAACCUCACCAACCAGAUUGCCAUGGUCAAGCUUGGCCAAGCGCCUUUGCUAUACAAGCUAUCCCUACUGUCUGAACUGGGUUUUGGAGGUGUUCUGCUUUACAUUGACCCAUGCGACGCUCCCUCUGGCCGACGCACCUGGCAUCAAGCCUUCAGAGUCACUCUCAACCCCGGAGGAAACCCUGCCAUUGCUGAGGUGUCAAGAGAGGCGGUAGGAAGUCUGACAUCUCUGUUGGUUCAGCCUAUCUCUGCCUUCCUGGCAAAGACGUUACUGUCCUCUCCAUCCACAGGGCAGGGAGACUCCUGCAUUCCUCUCGCCAUGCCUCCCAAUGCAGAACGCAAGAAGAUCACUCUGACUGUUGGAAACCAGCAGUCCUCCAAAAAAAUCUACAACGUUGUGGGAUACCUGAAGGGAAGGCGGAACCCAGAUCGCUACGUGCUGGUUGGCAGUCGUCAUGACAGCGACCAGGGAGGAGGGGCUUCAGCUAUUAUGAAUCAGCUCAUCGCUGCACUGACAGAGCAGACCAAGCGAGGAUGGGUGCCCGACCGUACUACUGUGUUUUGCUCGUGGGGAGGCUCAGCCCUGGGGAACAUCGGGUCCUAUGAGUGGGGAAAGGAUAACAGUGUAGUCCUAAAGAACAGUGCAGUGGCCUACGUCAGUCUGAACUCUCCAGUUAGAGGGACAGAGACUCUCAGAGCUACAGCUUCUCCAACACUGCUGCAGCUCACUUCAGAUAUACAGAGAAGACAGUUGCUGAGCUGCAUUCGCGGUGGAAACUGCCCCGGACCCAACGUCAGCUCGCUGCAGUUGCCUGGAGAUGUGAACUUCUUCGCCAACCAACUUGCUGUGCCCACUAUGGAGUUCGCCUUCGAGCAGACCAAAGCAGAAGAGGCCACCAGUUUCCUGUCAGAGGCCCAGUUUUCUGCUGAGUUACCAGAGACUCUGGAUCCACUUUUCAAGUUCCAUGAGACCAUUGCUAAGAUGACAGCAGAAGCCAUUCUUCGCCUGGUCAACGAUCCUGUGCUGCCAUUCUACCCUCUGGACAUUGCCCUGGAUGUUCAAAACAAACUCAAAGAGAGGAGCAUGGUAUCUCAGCCCCUGCUGUCCUCCGCCUCCUCCCUGCGAGAGCAUGCAGCUUUCUUCCAGUCAGAAACCAUGCGACCGGCAAAUGACCCGAAAGAGCGCGACCCCUCCCAUGUGCGGAUGCUGAAUGAUGUACUCCGUGACCUAGAGAAGAGCUUUAUCAUCCCGCAGGCGCCGCCUGGAGUGUACAGGAACCUGUUAUACAGCCUUCCAGGGAAGACUCCUCAGUUUUCUAUCCUCAGGUUCUCACAGGAAGCCGCCCUGCAUUGCAACGUCACCAGCAAAGCAGUCAAACGCAGCUCUGCAGAGAAGGAAGUAAUUUGCCACAGCACCAUGACCCAGUCUCUGUCUCUCAUCCUCAGGGCCAUCCGGUCUGCUGAGAGGCUGGUGUGCUUUGGCUUGGACUUGUUUGAAAAUUACCCAAAUGAUAGAAUAUGA
This is a messenger RNA of Morone saxatilis (striped sea-bass), 1869 nucleotides long. Its product is annotated as inactive N-acetylated-alpha-linked acidic dipeptidase-like protein 2. Lineage: Eukaryota; Metazoa; Chordata; Actinopteri; Moronidae. The transcript has 13 exons. The record is from RefSeq and is a predicted model, not a curated record. The coding region runs from base 1 to 1869 and encodes 622 amino acids.